CGCCAUGGCUCGGCGUCCCGGCUUGAGUCAUGCUUUGAGACCACUCGAAUCUGUCACGGUCAGUGAUCCGGACUUGAGACGCCAUGAUGACGAUCGUGAUCUUGGAACCAUGGCGGAGCAUUCGUUGAUGACUCGGAGUCGGAGCCUUCAAAGCGGACAGCGUCACGCUGAUACUAGAACCACGCCCGGCCCGGGGCCGCCACCUGCACCGCCGCCGUCGCCAGUCGAAAUGCAAUCAUGGUUCGCUUCCGCCGCGGCGUUGGCGGCAUCCGCGGCGGUUUUCACGCGACAGAGCCUGCAGUUUCUGCAGCAGACCGAUACGCCUCCCCCUGCGCCACCCGCCGCGCCACCCGCCGCGUAUCCCGCCGCUUUUUCCGCGCCCGCACCGUUUCCUCUCGUGCCGGCCGCAGCCGCGGCGAGAUAUCGCACGGAGAUGGCCCCCGCGGCGCCAUUUUCGUCGCCGGCGAUCGCGGCGGGCGCCGCGGCCGCGCCGUUUUCGUCCCCUGCAUCGACGGCGCUAUGGAGCGCAUUGGCGCAACGACUCGCGUCGGCGCAGCAGCAGCAGCACCCGCAGCACCAGCAGCCACUCUCGUCGCCGGAACAGCUGCAACUGUCGCCCGUCCUCGCAACCGCCGCAUCUCCCAGCGGCGACGGCGGCAGCGGUCGCAGAGGCGACGACGCGGGCUCGCAAGGAGUCGCAGCCGUGCGACCGCCGCCCAGUGGGCGACCGCCGGCACAGUGCGCAGUGAGUGCGGGAGGAUUUCGUGCGGGCGGCGGAAGCGCGGGUGGCGCGGCCGCGGGUGGAGCGAUCUCGGGGGGUUUUUGUGCGGGUGGCGCGAGCACGAGCGCGGGCGCUGGCGGAACGAGCACGGGAGGAGGCACGGAACGGAGCAGCGACCGAUCCAUGGACGGGGUAGCCGCCGCCGCCGCCGCUGCUGCUGCUGCUGCAGCUGCAAGUGCUGCGGGUUCUGGUGGUGCUGCUCAUGCCACCACUGAUGCCAUGGUCAUUGCUGCUGGGUUGGCAGCAGGCUCGGAAUCUUUUGGUUCGGGAGAGGUCCGGUCGCCCCCAGGCCUCGCCCAGCAGCGUCUGUUCAGCCUCGGAGGGUCUUCCAUAUCUCCCCUGCUUGACUCAACCACCUGGCCUCACCUUGGUGCGGCGGAGAACCGACCCUGGAUCCGAGGUUCGGGGCCGCACGAGUGCAAGGUCUGCCACAUGCGGUUUCCAACCCUGCAUGCUUUGGGCGGGCACCAAAACGGGCACCGGGAAUUACGGCUGCAGCGGCAGAAAGAAAAGGCAGCAAAGGCAGCAGCGGCUGCUGCUGCUGGUUCUGGUCCUGGUGCUGGCGCCGGUGUUACUGCUGGUGGUGCAAGUGGCGGUGCUGCUGGUAAGGGGAGUGGGGAGAGGAGGAGCAGGGCGAGAAAGCAGCAGGUCGAGAGCGCUGUUCCUGUCGCGAGGCAGGGAGACGGCAGAGCCGCAGGGAAACGGGAAGAAUCAGUAACCAAAGCAGGGAAGGAAGGGGAGAAAGCCACAGUGAAGACGGUAGAUGCAGCGCAAGCGCAAGACGAUUCUCAGACGCACGAUGUUUCACCUCAGAUGCAAGAUGUUUCACCUCGGAUGCAAGAUGUUUCACCUCGGAUGCUCUACUCCUCGACAAGGCGUGACACUGACACUCUGCGCAGGCACGACACGCGGCCAAAGCAAGGCACACCACAGAAGCAGGAGGCUGAGAGGAGGGUGCGAGAGGCACUCAAGUGGAAGGACGAGAAGUUGGAGGGUGCGCAUGCAGGCAUAGCGGCAGGCAGUGGCAGCAGCAGUGGCAGUGGCAGGGACAAGCAUGACAAGCCCAUGGCUGGUGCCGGUAGCGGUGCUGGUAGUGGUGCUGGUAGCGGUGACAGUGGUGGCAGCAGUGGUGGUAAGGGAAGGCCCAUGGCUAGCGUGACUGUACAAUGCGACAUUAGUGCUGCAGACGCACCUGCAGCAGGGGCUGGGAUCUCUGCUGGUAACCCUCUCAGUGGGGGAGAAUGCUCUACUGGUAACCCGUUCUUGGUGGGGGGGAGAAUGGGCAGAGCUCAAGAAUCAAGGCCAGGCCGUGUGGCAUGGGCACAAGUGCCUGUGGUAAGAGGCGGUGCCCUGGGCGCUGCUGCUCUCCCUUUCACCGUGCUUCAACAGCCCAUGACUGUUACGAUGGGAGAGGCAAAGCCCGAGCCCGUGGAUGGAAGCCAUCCGACCGUUACAUGGAGGGGAAGAGAGCUGAAAAGCAAUUCGGACCGUCCAAUGAGCGAGCGUGUAGAGAGUGACGUCGGCGUUCAACUGGCGGGGGUGGAGUUGGGACGUGGACAAGACAUGCCGACCAGGAGCGUACUGGAGAGUAUUUUUGGGCGGCUGACUGCUCCGUCCCCCCCUGGUGGGAGCAUCCACCUGCUGCUGCAACAGCAGCGACAAAGCGAGCAGCAGCAGCAACAACAGCAGCAGCAGCAACAGCAAGAAAAACAGCAGCAGCGACAGCGGCAGCAGCAGCAGCAGUACAUGCGGGAGGGAGUUAUGCUGGAAUCACCGACCUCAAGGCCUAAACGAGAAGUACCUGAGGAAUUGACAGGAGGGACAGCAGUUGCCCCUGGGGACGCACGGAGGAGAAGGCUUACAAUGGAGCACGCCUUUGCGGCACCAAGAAAUGCGGAUGACGCGCCUCCCACUGGGCCGUUCAGUCGCAGUCACAGAGCAAUGGAACCGCCUCCGGAGCCCUUGGGAUUGCCGCCAGCCGCACCAGCACCAGCACCAGCACCGACAUCCUUCUCCGAACGCGUUGCAGGGAUCUCUGCUGGUGGACUGAAAAGGGUAGCUGACUGUGCUGUGAGUGGGUCAAAAUCUAUCGCAGACUAUGCAGUGCUGUUGAAAUGGGCGGCAGGAUCCACAGGAAGUGAGGCACCGUGGGCGGCAGGAUCCAUCGGGGAUCUGAGACAGCUGGAAGGCGAUUCUUCAGGGGGAGGAGGGCGGAGAGGGGUGGCAGGCUUUAGUGGAGAGCCACAACGCUUGGCAGGUGACUCUUUCAUGGGAGAGAUCCCGAAGAGGGUGGUAGGUUCCCGUGGAGAGCCGAAACGCCCGGCUGACGAUUCUUCAGAGGGAAGAGGAGGGCUGCAAUGGCUCCGGCCACCGUCUGCCGGCUCGUCGUCCUCUGCUCUCACGUCUGACUUCACCCCCAGCCAGCCCGCCCGUGCUGCUGAGGGCUCUAUGUCAGCCAUGCUUUCCUCACAAGGUGGGGGCAGAAGCAUCGAGCCGUUUGGGGCAGCAGACUCUUUCAGGGGAGAAGAAUCACAGUGGCUGCGUCCGGCGUCUGCCGGCUCGUCGUCCUCUGCUCUCACGUCGGAAUUCACCCCCAGCCAGCCUGCCCGCACUGCCGAGGGCUCUGUUGCAGCCAUGCUUUCCUCUCAGGGUGGAGGGGGGAACUCCGUGCGACAAUGGAGGGCUGAGCCUUCCAGGGGAGAAGAAUCGCAAUGGGAGGGGGCGGAUGGUGCAAGAGGUGAGCGUGGGAGGUUUGAGCAGCAGGGCUGGGUGCGGGGAGAAGGGCAGCAGGGUGGGCAACAGCAACUACAGCAGCAGCUGCAGCAGGUCCAAGAGCAGACAUACCAGCAUCCUCCCUUGCAGCAAAGGCUGAGGCGACACCACCAGCAGGAGCGAUUCCAGCAGUUUCAAGAGUAUCAGCUGCAGCAGCAGUUGCAGCGACAACAGUUAGAACAGCAGAUGCAGCAGCAGCAGAUGGAACAGCAGGUGCAGCAUCAGCGGGAGCAGCAGUUAGAGCAGCAGCAGGUGCAGCAUCAACAGGAGCAGCAAUUGGAGCAGCAGUUGGGGCAGCAGCAGCAGCAGCAGCUGGAGACGUUUCGCCUGGCGAUGCGUGAAAGAACUCCGGCCCCAGCAGAGCCUGCAUAUCCCCCUUUUAAACUGUCGCCAAGAGAGAUGCAGGAGUUCGUGCACCUGGGAGAGCACCACAGUCAGGCGUACCGAGAGAACGAGCAAAUUCAACACAAGCAUAUGCAGCAGCAGCAGCAGCAGCAGCAGCAGCAGCAGGAGCAAGGAAUAAAUCCAGUGGAUGUGCAUCAGCAGCAACUGCAGCAGAUGGGCAGAGAGGGGCAUGCACAGCAGGAGAGAAGGGAGGGUGCAGUUGAAGCUCCAGCCGUGAAGCGUAGCGAUGGCCGGGAUGCAGUAGGUGACGACGAAGCCGGUGCUCAGCUGGAUUUGAAGCUGUCCCUGUGAAAACCUCACUCCACUCCACACCACAGUGUAGAGGCAGGUAUUGCCAGGCCAGGAUGACCUUCCCACCUAAUGUAGCCUAUAAUUAUAUUUGUUUCCCCCCACAGUGAUAGUUCAUGGUGCAUUGUUGGGCUGAAAAAAAAAGCCCUUAGGAUCUUUUGCAGAGACUAAGUCCCAGCUGUAGAGACUUGAGACUUGGAGUAGUGCAGCGGAAGUUGAGGCAGUUGAACCCUUGUACUACCCUUAGGAUCUUUUGCAGAGACUAAGUCCCAGCUGUAGAGACUUGAGACUUGGAGUAGUGCAGCGGAAGUUGAGGCAGUUGAACCCUUGUACUAGUAUGUG
This is a messenger RNA of Closterium sp. NIES-67, 4588 nucleotides long. Lineage: Eukaryota; Viridiplantae; Streptophyta; Zygnematophyceae; Desmidiales; Closteriaceae. The record is from the annotation of a GenBank genome assembly.